Messenger RNA from Saimiri boliviensis boliviensis (Bolivian squirrel monkey), 1239 nucleotides. The record is from RefSeq and is a predicted model, not a curated record. Lineage: Eukaryota; Metazoa; Chordata; Mammalia; Primates; Cebidae.
CGGGCGCAGCCCCGCCUUGGGCCGCCCCGCCUUGGGCCGCCGCCAUUUUAAGUGAUCCGGAAGCGGGCCGUGCCGAGGGGCGUGCGGCCGCCAUCUCGGCGCUGAGAGUUGCAGCAGGCGAAGCUGUUGUCAGGUAGGGCGCCAGGACGCGCGAUGCCUGCCAGGGCCUCUGGGCUGGGGUGCAUGGGACCCAUCUCUGUUCCAGGUCCCGAGAACGCAAUGCUCUCAAAGCCCUGCGGCCACCGGGAAAUACACUCGCUGGUAACAGGUGGAGUGGAAUCCUCGCACGGGCGCUGGCCAUGGCAGGCCAGCCUGCGCCUGGGGAGACUCCACCGAUGUGGAGGGAGCCUGCUCAGCCGUCGCUGGGUGCUCUCGGCUGCGCACUGCUUCCGAAAGGCUCCCCACCCUGUCUCCAUUUCUGCCAGGCACUAUCAUCCCUCCAAGUGGACGGUCCAAUUGGGCGAGCUGACCUCCAGGCCGCCUUUCUGGAACCUGCGGACUCAAAGAAAUCGUUACAAAGUGCAGAAUAUCAUUAUGAACCCUGGCUUCCUUGGGGUUAUAUACAAUGACAUUGCCCUGCUGAGACUGGCCUCCUCUGUCGCCUACAAUUCGCACGUCCAACCCAUUUGCGUCGAGUCAUCCACCUUCAUCUUCCUGCACCGGCGGGACUGCUGGGUGACCGGCUGGGGCUUCCUCGGCUCCAACGAACGUCUGCCACCUCCUUACAAACUCCGGGAAGCACAAGUCACCAUCUUAAACAACACCAGGUGUAAUUACCUGUUUGAACAGCCCUCCAGCCGUGGUAUCAUCCAGGAUUCCAUGUUUUGUGCUGGUGCUGAAGAUGGCAGUGUAGACACCUGCAGAGGUGACUCAGGUGGACCCUUGGUCUGUGACAAGGAUGGACUGUGGUAUCAGGUUGGAAUCGUGAGCUGGGGAAUAGACUGUGGUCAACCCAAUCGGCCUGGUGUCUACACAAACAUCAGUGUGUACUUCCACUGGAUCCAGAGGGUGAUGUCUACCAGUACGCCCAGGCCAAGCCCCUCCCAGCUGCUGCUGCUCCUUGCUCUGCUCUGGGCUCCCUGAUCCUGCAGCCAUUUUGAGUCCACCAGAGACUGAGGCUACAGUGGAGACCACAGUAUUGGCUCGCUUCCCCGGGGAUGUGGCACUUCAAGGACAGGGUUGGGAUCAGAUUCCAGCCCCUUUUGUCCCAUUUGCUAAUAAAUACGUGUGCAUGUUAAA